Molecule: messenger RNA, 2421 nt
Organism: Gekko japonicus
Lineage: Eukaryota; Metazoa; Chordata; Lepidosauria; Squamata; Gekkonidae
Gene: OTUD1
Product: OTU deubiquitinase 1
Exons: 1
Coding region: 193-1431 (412 amino acids)
Biological process (GO): protein deubiquitination
Molecular function (GO): cysteine-type deubiquitinase activity
Source: RefSeq, a predicted model, not a curated record
GUCUGCGCCGGGCGUGAGGAGAGGGGCGGCGGCAGUGACAGGGGAAGGUGAUGCCCGUGUUUAUUUUUACUCGGGCGCCUCAUCCUUUCUGGCUGCCGGUGAGGAGGGGCGGCGGCCCCCGCGGUCGCUCCCUGGCCCGGCCCCAGUGGCCUUCGUCAGGCGGCCGCUACAGCAGCCCAUAAAGGGCCGAGGAUGCAGCUCUACAGCACCAUCGUCACCCACUACCCGGCAGCGACAGCAUCGGCGGCGAGCAGCGCCUCAGCCGGCAGCCCGGGCGUCGUCUUCAAGGUCUCUCCGUCUCCGGAGCCGGCGGGCCAAAGCCCAGUGGGAGUCGAGAGCGAGGCGGGCGGAGGAGGGACCUCGGCCACAGGAGGAGCAGCCACCGCCAUGCCCGCCUUCUCUUGCCUGGAACUGUUGCCUCCGACAGGCCCCGUGCAGAGGAAACCGCCGCAAUGCUACGGCGCCACCGCCGCCGCCCCGAUGACCCGCCGGCGGCCCUUGGAGAGGGUCGUGCCUGUCCGCCUGGUGCAGCGCCCGGAGGCCGUGGUCAUGGCGGGCGAGCUGGGCCCGGCUUCGGCGGCGGCGCCUCAAGCCCAUUCUUGGCUGCUGGGGGAGAGCCACGGGGGCGACUUCAUGGCCGGCCAGCCGCGCCCGGAGGAGCCCAGCAACCGCGGCCUCCGCUUCAGCGAGCACUGCCAGGCCCUGCAGGCGGCCACGGCCGGCCCCAGCAGCUACCCGGGCGUCUCCGCGGAGCCUCAGCCCGCUUGCCAAGCGCCGGCCGGCGGCGGCGAGGCUGAACUCGAGGCCGCCGAGGAAGACGGGCCGGUGCGCCCGGCGGAGCGCAGCGAGAAGCUGGCCCUGUACUUGGCGGAGGUGGAGAAGCAGGACAAGUACCUGCGGCACAAGGGCCGCUACCGCUUCCACAUCAUCCCCGACGGCAACUGCCUGUACCGGGCCGUCUGCAAGGCCAUCAACGGCGACCAGCGGCUGCACGGCGAGCUCCGCGAGCAGACGGUACAUUACAUCGCCGACCACCUCGACCACUUCAGCCCCAUCAUCGAAGGCGACGUGGGCGAGUUCCUCAUCAACGCCGCCCAGGACGGCGCCUGGGCCGGCUACCCGGAGCUCUUGGCCAUGGGACAGAUGCUGGACGUCAACAUCCACCUGACCACGGGCGGCAGACCCGAAAGCCCCACUGUCUCCACCAUGGUCCACUACCUGGGGCCCGAGGACCCGAACCGGCGCAGCAUCUGGCUGAGCUGGCUCAGUAACGGGCACUAUGACGCUGUGAUGGACCGCCAGUGCCCCAAUCCGGAGUACGAGGAAUGGUGCAGGCAGACUCAGGUGCAGCGCAGGAGGGACGAGGAGCUGGCCAGAUCCAUGGCAGUCUCCUUGUCCAAGAUGUACAUCGAGCAGAAUGCCUGCUCCUGAAAUGGGACCCUGCCACUGUUGGUGGUCUGCUGCCCUGGUGCCUUAAUCGUUCUCCACACAAGCUGCCCUGCCCUGGGCUGAGCACAGAACUCAAGGGGAACAAUGACUGAUAUUUGUACUGUGCACUUGUAUAUACUGUCACCUCCUGGUUGAUUGGUCACUCUGUUUGUUUUGUAUAUGUUUCUUUUUUUUUUCUAGUACCCCUUUCUCUUUUUCGGUAAGGGGCUUUCCUUUCUUUGCACAAUACUUUCUUUUAUCUUGUUACCUCUGUCUCUUAUAUUUUGCUUUGGCACCUGGCUUUUCAAGUCUGCUGCCAAAAAAAUAAGUGAAUAAGAGUUACUGGUUUUUGUGCUAAUAUGGCUUGUGGCCUAACAGCUGUUUUAUACUGCAACUUGAAACCUAUCAUCUUAACACUAUCAAACAAAAAAGUUAAAAAAUGUGUGUUCUUUUGUCCCCCUUUAUUUGAGUAAAACAAGUAACUUUCAGCCACUGUGUAUUUGUUUUAAUUGAAAAUAUGCAGUUAACUUUGAAAUGGUUACUUCUAAGAUGCAUUGACCACUCUGCAGAGCGGGAUUUCUUUAGACAGUUGGAGCACGACAAAGCUAUUCCAGAGAUGUUACAGACAGCAGUUGUGACUUCUUUGUGCAGUUGCUGUCUAGAGUAAGCUUGCUUUUCACUUCAUCACCCAGUUGGUGCCAUUUUUUCUCUUAUAAGUAUUGAUUUACAAAACAAAGUCUGACUUGGAAUGUUAUGACAUAAUGAAAUAGCUAUUUAAGAAAAGACUUGAUGUAUGGUCUUGUUCUUUUUUAAUACAUGGACCAUGCCUGCUUUCUAACAGUGUACCAGCAGGUUUGUCUUAUCACACACUAUUUGUUAGUUGUUUUCUAAUCACUAAUAAUGGGCUUACUCUGGUAUUAUGUAAAAAAUGUAUUUAUACUAAGGGUUUGUAUGGUUUGCUGGGUCAAACAUUCAAGGUUUCCAAGAUAAAAA